AUGCGUUUGGCAAAACUGUUUUCUUUUACGUGGACUUUUGGUUUUUUGCUUUGCAAAUUGGUUCAUUAUAUGCAAAGCGUGUCUGCCAUUUGCAGCGUAUUGACAUUGACGGCAAUGAGCCUGGAAAGAUAUUACGCAAUAGUUCAUCCAAUGAAAGCUCAAUAUAUAUGUACCAUAAGCCAAGCACGAAGAAUAAUCACAGCCACUUGGAUUUCAGCAUUUCUCCUAGCCGUACCUAUUUUAUUCGCACAGGUGUGA
Messenger RNA from Pediculus humanus corporis (human body louse), 258 nucleotides. Its product is annotated as Orexin receptor type, putative. The coding region runs from base 1 to 258 and encodes 85 amino acids. The transcript is spliced from 3 exons. Gene Ontology annotation, biological process: G protein-coupled receptor signaling pathway. The record is from RefSeq and is a predicted model, not a curated record. Gene Ontology annotation, molecular function: G protein-coupled receptor activity. NCBI's taxonomy places the organism in Eukaryota, Metazoa, Arthropoda, Insecta, Psocodea, Pediculidae. Gene Ontology annotation, cellular component: plasma membrane.